Trichomonas vaginalis G3 is the source of this 609-nucleotide messenger RNA. RefSeq lists its product as uncharacterized. Bases 1 to 609 code for a protein of 202 amino acids. The record is from RefSeq and is a predicted model, not a curated record. NCBI's taxonomy places the organism in Eukaryota, Parabasalia, Trichomonadida, Trichomonadidae. The transcript has a single exon.
AUGGCCGAGAAUAAUCAGGAACCUAAGGUUGAAAUUCAGCCAAGUGUCAACGAGCAGGAAGAACAACCAAAACAAGAAGCAGCAGAAACUCCCGUUGAAGAAAAACCAACAGAAAAUUCAACAGAAACAAAAGAAGAAAAUCAGGCUCAACUAAAAGAACAAAAGACUGAAGAACAUGCUGAAGAGCAAAAGCAAAGUGAAGCGAAAACAGUCCCACUUGAAAAUCCAGAAGAAUCUCAUGAAGAGAAAAUCGAACCAACAACACAAGUUGAAGCAAUCACUGAAGAACAACCAAGUGAACCUCAACCAGUAAUUAUCCACGAAAUGAAGAUCAAAGCUACUCCACAAAAAGAAACUAAAGAAGAUUACAAUCCAGAUAUGGAUAUUCUCAACAAUCUCAGUGCCAAGAUUCCUGGUCAUAAGAAGCCAGAAGUUAAGGGAUAUAAUCCAAUCACAGAAAUUCAAAACUGGUACAAGGAUCUUGUCAAAGAAAAUGGAGCAGAGGCAGUUCAUCAGGCUCUCAUUUCUGUCGGUCUUAAUGUUGCUGGUUAUGUUGCUGCAGCUUUUCUUCUUAAGCCAGUUACAGAAUUUUUCGCAAAAAUGGAAUAA